AGCUCCUCCUGGGCCCGCGAACUUGGCCAUUCAGCCACCGCUGUCCCCGCUGAGCGCCCUCGCGCCUCUGCCUGAGAAGCCGGGCGCUGUUUCUCCAGUCCCGAGGAAGAUGGCAAAGGUGGCCAAGGACCUCAACCCAGGCGUUCAGAAGAUGUCCCUGGGCCAGCAGCAGUCAGCAAGAGGUGUGCCUUGUCUGAGAUGCAAGGGGACGUGUUCGGGCUUCGAGCCACACUCGUGGAGGAAAAUAUGCAAGUCCUGCAAAUGCAGCCAAGAGGACCACUGCCUGAGCUCCGACCUGGAAGAUGAUCGGAAAAUUGGCCGCUUGCUGAUGGACUCCAAGUAUUCCACCCUCACGGCCCGGGUGAAAGGCGGGGACGGCAUACGGAUUUACAAGAGGAACCGGAUGAUCAUGACCAAUCCCAUUGCCACUGGGAAAGACCCCACCUUUGACACCAUCACCUAUGAGUGGGCUCCCCCCGGAGUCACCCAGAAACUGGGCCUGCAGUACAUGGAGCUCAUCCCGAAGGAGAAGCAGCCAGUGACGGGCACCGAGGGUGCCUACUACCGCCGCCGCCAGCUCAUGCACCAGCUCCCCAUCUACGACCAGGACCCCUCUCGCUGCCGCGGACUUUUGGAGAACGAGCUGAAACUAAUGGAAGAAUUUGUCAAGCAAUAUAAGAGCAAGGCCCUCGGCGUAGGAGAAGUGGCCCUCCCCGGGCAGGGCGGCUUGCCCAAGGAGGAGGGCAAGCAGCAGGAAAAGCCAGAGGGCACAGAGCCCACCGCCCCAACCACCAACGGCAGCAUCAGUGACCUGGCCAAAGAAUACGUCUGUGAGCUCUGCAAGGGAGUAGCACCUGCCGACAGCCCCGUGGUCUACUCGGACAGGGCCGGCUACGACAAGCAGUGGCACCCGGCCUGCUUCGUGUGCGUCAAGUGCUCCGAGCCGCUGGCGGACCUCAUCUACUUCUGGAAGGACGGUGCUCCCUGGUGCGGCCGCCACUACUGCGAGAGCGUGCGGCCCCGGUGCUCUGGCUGCGAUGAGAUCAUAUUCUCAGAGGACUACCAGCGUGUAGAAGACCUGGCCUGGCACCGAAAGCACUUUGUCUGUGAGGGCUGCGAGCAGCUACUGAGCGGCCGGGCGUACAUCGUCACCAAGGGUCAGCUUCUGUGCCCAACUUGCAGCAAGACCAAACGCUCCUGAAGGGCCGCCUGUCCGUGGCCGGGAUCCACAGGUGCACUGAGGCCAUCCUGAGGGUCUGACAUGACAGCCAGCAGGCACCAAAAACAGUGAUAUUGUUUUCAGCGAGAAUAUAUAUACGCAUAUAUUCUAGGUCGGGUGGGGGACCUGUGAGGGUCCAUAGUUUCAAAGUCAGAGAUGUCCUGAGAAGGCUUAGGAUGGAAUUAUUUUGUCUUUGUUGCUGUUGUUGCCCGGCUACCAACUAAAGACACAAUUGGCAUCCUGCAAGGGAUCUCUAGGAGGAGUUUCCCAGAAUGCAGUUCUGAGUGAGCGGAUCACGUAGCGGUAGAAUGCGCGUGCUUUUUCAUGAGCCUGGGGGCUCCUCCAGGAGCGGGCUGGGAUUCCAAAGAUCGUUUAUUGCCUCCUUUCAAAUGGAAUUUGAAUUUUAAGUAACUUUUUGGCAUGAUAAACAUAUCAAUAAACAUUUUAUG
Messenger RNA from Molossus molossus (Pallas's mastiff bat), 1668 nucleotides. It is a transcript of the gene LMCD1, whose product is annotated as LIM and cysteine rich domains 1. NCBI's taxonomy places the organism in Eukaryota, Metazoa, Chordata, Mammalia, Chiroptera, Molossidae. The transcript has 6 exons. Gene Ontology annotation, molecular function: zinc ion binding. The coding region runs from base 110 to 1201 and encodes 363 amino acids. The record is from RefSeq and is a predicted model, not a curated record.